Molecule: messenger RNA, 1086 nt
Organism: Prunus armeniaca (apricot)
Lineage: Eukaryota; Viridiplantae; Streptophyta; Magnoliopsida; Rosales; Rosaceae
Source: the annotation of a GenBank genome assembly
AUGGGGAUCACAGAAAGAUCAAAGAAGAGGGUCCAGCUAUGGAAGAAAGCUGUAGUCCAUUUUGCUUUGUGUUUUGUCAUGGGGUUCUUCACAGGAUUUGCUCCAACGGGUAAGGCUUCGAUUUUCGCUAGACCUGCUGUGAUCUCCUCAAAUAUAUCAGACCACCUUUCGCCGCGGCCAGUAGAAUCGCCGCAACAAGUAGCAGCAGAUGUUAACAGAAGUUUGAUAGCAGAGACACCAAUUGUGGCAAUGGCAGCUGCCCCUGCAAGGCAUAAAGAGCACACCGAAAACUCGAGAUUCAGAUCACAGAAAGAAGAACAACAAGAAGAAGAGAAAGAACCCAAGUUGACACCAAGAAGGUUCAUAAUCAUUGUGACUCCAACAAGCACAAAAAACAAAUUUAAAAGUGUGCUUUUGAGAAGAUUGGCUAACACUUUAAGAUUGGUUCCUCAGCCAUUGUUGUGGAUUGUGGUGGAAGCAAAAACAGAAUCAAAUGGAGUGUCUGAAGCUCUCAGGAAAACAGGGAUUAUGUAUAGGCAUUUGGUUUUCAAGGAGAAUUUCACAGACACAGAGGCGGAAAUGGAUCAUCAGAGGAACAUUGCACUUAAGCACAUUGAGCAGCACAAACUUAGUGGGAUUGUUCACUUUGCUGGCCUUUCUAAUGUCUAUGAUCUUGGCUUCUUCGACCAGCUCAGAGAAAUUGAGGUAUUUGGGACAUGGCCCAUGGCACUACUUGCAGCAAACAGAGAGAAAGUGAUCAUUGAAGGACCUGUGUGUGAUUCUUCACAAGUCAUAGGAUGGCAUCUGAAGAAAAUGAACAACCAAACAGAUCCAAGACCUCCCAUUCACAUUUCAAGUUUUGCAUUCAAUAGUUCAAUUCUUUGGGACCCUGAGAGAUGGGGCCGCACUUCAUCGCUUCAAAGCUCCUCUCAGAAUUCAAUCAAAUUUGUGAAAGAAGUGGUUCUUGAAGAUGAGACAAAACUGAAGGGAAUCCCACCAGAAGACUGUUCCAAGAUCAUGCUUUGGUCUCUUCGUUUUCAUGCUGCUGGAGGAGCCACAACCACCAAACACCAAAUCAAUCAAUGA